UUUCAUGUGAACCGGGUCGGUUCGCAGUUUUUUGGUUACGAUACACAACCGGAUCAUCCCAAUUUGGUUGCCAUCCGAAAUAUGAUUCGUCGUGUGACUCAACUACGGCGUUACGAAGUACCACUGGAGGCUGUGGAGGCUCUGGUGCGCUAUUUGGGCUGUGUUCACAUAAUUGUCCGUACUGCCAUCAUGAUUCAUAAUUUGACGGUGUUGCGGAGGCAGCUGAUUGUUCAUUGGCGUCAAUUUCGCCAUUUUAUUCGAUGUGAUCGACGAUUUGGCUCACCAUCGUCACAUGUGAAUUGCUUCCUCCGACAAGAUGGGACAAACCUGCUGCCUGAAAUCAAUAGAGGAUCGACUCGGCUCAAUCGAUCUGUAAAUCACGGGGUAAAUCGUACGAGUAAAAAGAAUAAUCUCGAUGCCCUUGAAUGUGUGGAAGUUGGCAUGAUUGGAGCUAUGGCUCGACAAAAGCCAUCCUGUGUAGCUCAUUGGGUCACAGAGGUGCACAAGCCAUCAUACCACAUCAAUGUGCGGGCUCGUUGUGAAGGAUUGUCAGCAUUACGCUCAUAA
Molecule: messenger RNA, 567 nt
Organism: Echinostoma caproni
Lineage: Eukaryota; Metazoa; Platyhelminthes; Trematoda; Plagiorchiida; Echinostomatidae
Source: the annotation of a GenBank genome assembly